AUGUCGGCAGCAAUGAAAAUUGAACGCAGGCUCACUGCUACGCAAAUGACGAAAGAGACACGAGGCGCGAAACUGCCUUUGAGAAAACAGAUCAGGACAACGUAUUCCUUCUUGAGACGUGCAGUUGUGAAGUCGACAAAUAUUGCAUUUUCGACGGCGUCAUCGUCCGCAAGCAACACGGGGAAUAACGAUAGGCUAGAAGAGAAAAGAAUGAGCUACAAAAAGAAAUCCUCGCGAUUAAAAAGAUCGAUCAAAGCAAUGAUGCCGCUCAAGCAACUAAAAAGAAGAUCGAGACAACGAGAUGCUCUGAUCUUACAGGAUUCAUUCGAUAGUUUUUACGUGUCGCUCUUACAAAGCAUACUACAACCAAUCGGGAAAAGUGAGACGACCGACGUUGUAAGCAAAGAAGACAUGAUAAGUCACGCUCAAGCGGUGUUCAAGAUCGACAUUGCUACACACGAAAAGUGUCUUGGAGAAGCGAUGCUCAGAAAGCCAAAGCAAACAAUACUCAAAAUCAACGUUGUGGAGGCGAAAGGAAUCAAGGCCAUGGACCCAAACGGUCGCAGCGAUCCGUACUGCAUCAUCAGUUUAGUACGGCCGUCACACAGUCCAAAGGCAAGCCCGAAAAACAGCCCGAAACUCAUCAAUAAACACAAGGAAAGAAGGCAGUCUUCCAUCGUAAACAGCGAUGUUAUGAGAACAAAAGUCAAGUAUGCCACCUUAGAACCAAAAUGGCACGAGGAGUUUGAAUUUCACACAGCGGAUCUGGCAAAGGAAGAACUAAAUCUCUACAUGUGGGACCACGAUGUAGAAGAUUCCGUGUGGGAUGGAGUCAAGCAUCUGGAUAACGACCACAAACUUGCAGGACUACGAAAUAUAUUCCGACAGAUUCGCCAGACGGUGGAGUAUGGGAAACCCAUCGAUGAUUUUCUGGGUAAAAUCCAGCUCCCGCUGAGAGAAGUUCCAAGUUUAGGGCUUGACAAGUGGUUUAAGUUACAGAAACAGUCGAGAAGUAUUAUACCUGUAACAGGUCAAAUCAGACUGAGAAUGCAACUAGCCGUUAAAGAAAAUGCAGAGAUUGGCGAAACAUCUGACAACUCGGAAAGAUACUACAUGCUUGCCAAAGAAGUUUAUAAAUACAAUGCAGAAAAUAGCAAUGCAAUUAAAUACCACACAGGUCCGUGGAAUGGUAUCGUUGAAACAAAGAGUCAAAUUGUUCUAGACCAAUAUGCCAUACAACACUGUGUUUGUAAAGUUUCACAGUCACUCAUGCACCUGUGCAUAUUGUUGGAGUGGCACAUGCACGGAGGCGUGGUGGAGACCACCUUACGUAAUGCUAUCUCUCAAGUUGACAUGGCCGUGUUUGCAAUGCAAAUGCCACAGGGUUCAUUCGAUAUGACGGAUCGACCAGUGCUCUCGCGUUAUGAGGCGGCGCUGUUGGAACAGUGUAUUUCGAUGUACAUAGACGUCGCUCUACAUGACAUUCACGAUGUAGGUCCACAAUUAUUUCCUCCAAUGAAGCCCGACGACUCGGAGCUGGAUAGUAUCGAUACAAAGUACCAUUUGGACCUCAUCCACAGCCUGAUUGGCCUAAAAGCCUGGUAUGGUAAUGGCGCUGCGUUGAAAGGUAAAGUGAUCAACAAGUUGAUUGAUGUCAUCAAGACAACCGGGAAAAAAUGGUUAUCAGAGAAAUUGGAAAACAUCUUAUCGGAAGACAAGGGCACAUUUCAACCAAGCCAAAUGGUCGUUGUUAUGAAAAGCCUGAAAGACGUAACCGAAGAGCUCAAUACACUCUGUGCCGUUAAUCAGAAUAUGAGGAGUUCUUUAGCAGGUGGGUUCGAUAUGAAUUAUUAUAAACUGGUAUGUCGAAUUAUUGACAGUCAUCUGUCGCCGAAAAUCCAGGCUGUCAUGAAGAAACUGGACGAAUAUCAACUGCGAUAUCAACGAUAUCCUAUCAAUAUAUCAGAAAGCAGUAGUGCAUCGUUGGCGUGUUACUUAGCUGUGAAGAAGAUAAUCAAAUCUAUGUCUGAAUGUGUAAAAGAGAGUGACGAACUUGAUUUGAGUGGCCAUUCCACCUGGUUCCAGGGUGCCCUGAUAUUCUGGUUGCAGACGUUCAAAUGGGAAUGCGACCGUAGAGUGAGGAAGGCUUUGGAGAUGGACCCUAAUGUUAUGCUGGUGGACUCACUGGUAAAAUUCUCCAUAUCGUCAGUCGAUGUACUUACAUGCUUUCAAAAGAUUACGCAAGAAUGGAUUGAUAUUGAUUACGACGAUCCUGACAGCGCAUGUGUUGCAGUAACAAAGAUUACAGAGUUGAUCUGUGAUGGCGCUAGACUCUACGCUGAUAAUCUUCAUAAUACUUUGCAUGAGAAUGGUUUCUAUGACAAAGACAGUCCACAAUUUGAUAUCAAAGAGAAGUUGUGCAUCACCCUCAACAAUAUUGAUCACGUUCGACAGUAUUUGGAACAGCUAUCGGGUCUUCUAAAGUGGGAAGAGACCGUGGGUCGACUAGUGACGAAACAUUCCAACCAAUCAGCGGGCACGAAGACCCUGCAUACGCUCAAACGACUCGUGAAGAGCGCUAACAGUGACGUUCUCAACAAGUCCGAUUUACUGGUCAGGAAAAUGACUGAAAGAAUGAGCGAGGAGAUGACAAAAAGCAUGGAAUGUCUGUUUCACAGAGGAGUGGUGUGCAUUGAUCCGGUCAUGGAGUAUCUGGAUGGUAAGAUGGAGAAGCUAUAUAAGACGCUGAGCCCGCCCAUCUACCCGAGAGUCGUUAAUGAACUAUGGAAUACGUUGUUAAGAACCAGUGGCAACCAUUUGGAGGUCGGAGCACCACCAGACUACUAUCAAACGUUGGACAAGCAUCUGGGCGCGUUAGAGAAAUUUUUUGGGCGAGAUUUGGGUCUGAGCGAAAUGAAAGUGAAAAACUACCAGUACCACCAUGUGAAGAAUCAGUUGACGCUAAACAGUAUGUCUUCAGAAGAUCUCGUCUGCGAAUAUUACCAGUCAAUGGCAGAAAACGUAUCGACACCGGACGCGUACUUUGGCCAUCUAGCCAUCAAGAUUGGAUACAUGGAAGAAACACGUGGGAAUAUUACUAUCUUCGUCAAAGUUGUAAAUGCCGUGGAUUUGCCUGGAUUGGACAAAAAUGGACUGAGUGAUCCGUUUGUCAUUCUGGAGUUGUGUCCAGACACCAUAUUUACACAUUCUAAAAUACAGAAGACAAAAGUGGUGGAGCAGAACCUAUGUCCGAAAUUCAACCAAGUUUUCGAAUUUCCAGGAUUACCCAAAGAAGUUCUCGACACGAGAGGAGCUGUUUUAUCUAUGACGGUUGUGAGCCAGAAUUCUAUAUGGGCAGAUUCGUUUGCUGGCGAGGUAUUCAUGCACAUGAAAAGUGCGCGUGAGGUGCCCGUCACUCAGUCUAUUGAGAUGUGUCCAGCAGUCAUGCUGCCAUUAAAACGACCCACUGAAACGGACGGCCCGCUCCAGAUACUGGGCAGUCGGGGCAAAUGGGACAAAGUGGCCAAGAAAUUCGCAGCAAAGAGACAGAAGAUCAUCUCAAACAAACCAACGAGAACGGAUAGGAAAUCCACACGGGGAGCUGGUUUCCGCGAAGCAGGGCUAUUAGCAUAUUUCACGAGGCUGACUACCUAA
Messenger RNA from Saccoglossus kowalevskii, 3654 nucleotides. RefSeq names its product protein unc-13 homolog 4B-like. The record is from RefSeq and is a predicted model, not a curated record. Gene Ontology annotation, cellular component: secretory vesicle. Lineage: Eukaryota; Metazoa; Hemichordata; Enteropneusta; Harrimaniidae.